AUGCUCUCCUUCCUUCCCCCAUCCCUCCUCCACCAACCCCGACAAACCGCUGUCCAAGUCCUGAAUUUUGCCCUCGUCCUCAGCACCGCCUUCAUGCUCUGGAAGACCCUCUCCGUCCUCUCCAAUUCUUCCUCGCCUAUCGUCGUCGUGCUAUCCGGCAGCAUGGAACCCGCUUUUCAGCGGGGAGAUCUCCUCUUCCUUUGGAAUCGGGACCACACGGCCGAGGUUGGUGAGAUCGUGGUCUACAAAGUUAAGGGCAAGGACAUACCCAUCGUGCAUAGGGUUGUGAGGAGUUUUCAUACGGUUUCUGGGAAUCCUUUGGUACAGGGCAAAAGCAAAUCAGAGAAAGUAGGGGCUGCCGAUACGGCGCCCAAGGCUCAACUUCUUACAAAAGGCGACAACAACAUCGCGGACGAUACGGAGCUCUAUGCCCGUGGGCAGAGCUAUCUGGAUAGGGAAGAGGAUAUCAUUGGUAGUGUGAGGGGAUAUGUGCCGGCUGUGGGAUAUGUGACCAUCAUGUUGAGCGAGCAUCCGUGGCUGAAGACCGUCAUGAUGGGAAUUAUGGGAGUGAUGGUUGUGCUGCAGAGGGAGUGA
Endocarpon pusillum Z07020 is the source of this 594-nucleotide messenger RNA. Its product is annotated as Signal peptidase complex catalytic subunit sec11. Bases 1 to 594 code for a protein of 197 amino acids. The transcript has a single exon. Gene Ontology annotation, cellular component: membrane; signal peptidase complex. The record is from RefSeq and is a predicted model, not a curated record. Gene Ontology annotation, molecular function: serine-type endopeptidase activity. Lineage: Eukaryota; Fungi; Ascomycota; Eurotiomycetes; Verrucariales; Verrucariaceae.